GAAUCGACUCCGGUGUCUGUAAUCUAUGUUUUUGUUUUAAUAUAAAAAAAAACAUAGUUCUCUAAUGUUUAUUUUGAAAUUUAUAAUUCUAUCUAAAUAAAAUUAUAAAGUAAUUGAUAUUUCUUUUCUUAAAUAUAUCUUUAAGCAUUAGUAAUUUUCGUGAAAAGUUUCGUCCAAUCCAUUAUGAAAAAUUGGGUCAGUAGAUAUUAAAAAGUUCGUCUUCAACUAAUGACGGACAAAUCUGAUUCCUUUUUUAUCGGUUUAAGUCUUGCAGUAUCGUCCAGUAUAUUUAUAGGAUCAAGUUUUGUUAUAAAAAAAUCAGCAUUAAUUAAAAUUUCGGCUUCCGGAAACCUUCGAGCUUCAGCCGGAGGGUUCGCAUACCUCAAACAAUGGACGUGGUGGUUAGGUUUGGCAACAAUGGCCGUUGGAGAAGGCGCAAACCUCUUGGCAUAUGCAUUCACCCCUGCAGCAUUAGUUACUCCUUUGGGUGCACUGAGUGUACUUGUAGCAGCAGUACUAUCUUCAAAAUUCCUCCAGGAAAAACUUAAUUUUAUUGGAAAGAUGGGAUGCUUUCUAUGUAUUAUUGGUACAAUAAUAUUUGUAAUACAUUCACCAAAAUCAGAAGAAAUCCAAACAUUUACAGAACUACUUGAUAAAUUAAGUAAUGAUGUAUUUAUUUCAUAUGUGGCAACAAUAUUCAUUAUUAGUUUUAUUAUCAAAAUAGUUUUUGUUCCAAGAUUUGGUAACACAAACAUUUCCAUAUAUUUAUUUUUGUGUUCUGCUAUAGGUAGUCUAACUGUUGUAUUUUGUAAAGCAGUAGCAUUAGCCAUAAAAGAAACUAUUACUACUGAAAUCAACAGUGUACAAAAUAAAUCCUUUUGGUUACUUUUAAUUACUUCUAUUGUAUGUAUUAUAAUACAAAUGAAUUAUUUAAAUAAAUCAUUAGAUAUAUUUAAUACAAGUGUUGUAACUCCUGUGUAUUAUGUGAUGUUUACAGUAUUAGUCAUUAUUGCCUCCAGUAUAUUGUUCAGAGAAUGGGAACAUAUGAAAAGUACUGACAUUUUAGGUAGUUUUUGUGGUUUUUUAGUAGUUGUAACAGCUGUUUGUAUGCUAAAUAUGUUUAAGGAUGUACAAAUAUCAUUUAAAGAUUUAAAUUUUAAUGUCAGGAAUAGAAGAACUUUAGUAUAGGAAAAAUUAAAAUCGUUGUGAAUAAUUAAAAUAAUAAUAUUUUUUUAUUAAAUUAAAAAAGAGUGGUCCUAGCACAGAUAGGGCCACCGUUUCCUUUCCCAUGAGUGCCAUAAGACGCUAUCUCAAUAGUCAAAUAACUGGAUGAGUGUUCCUCUUAAAAUAUCACCAAAGCUUAGCAGUUAUCAACCUGCCUUUCAAGUGUAGCAACUACAGGCAAAACUCCCCUUAUAGGGAAGAUCUGUGUUCAGUAGUGGACAGUUAAUAGCUGUAAUAAUAAUAAUUAUAAAUUUGUAUUUAGUUUCAUAAAUAAAUAAUUAAAACAAUGUUCUUGUGUGCAGUUAGUACCUUACUUUGUUAUAAAACAAACUGCUACUAUAUCUAGUUUAAAUUCCCUUAGUCACCCCUUAUGACACCUAUAGGAAAGGAAGGAGUGGUUUAUUCUAUGCUGGGACUACACAGUAAUUAUGUAGGUAUGUAACAUUAUUUAUUAUUAAUAAUAAAAGGUAUAGAGUAAUCACUACA
Molecule: messenger RNA, 1710 nt
Organism: Galleria mellonella (greater wax moth)
Lineage: Eukaryota; Metazoa; Arthropoda; Insecta; Lepidoptera; Pyralidae
Gene: spict
Product: magnesium transporter NIPA2
Exons: 3
Coding region: 229-1188 (319 amino acids)
Biological process (GO): magnesium ion transport
Cellular component (GO): membrane
Molecular function (GO): magnesium ion transmembrane transporter activity
Source: RefSeq, a predicted model, not a curated record